Hirundo rustica (Barn swallow) is the source of this 2769-nucleotide messenger RNA. Its product is annotated as TOG array regulator of axonemal microtubules protein 2-like. Gene Ontology annotation, biological process: microtubule cytoskeleton organization. Gene Ontology annotation, cellular component: cilium; cytoplasmic microtubule. Gene Ontology annotation, molecular function: microtubule binding. The record is from RefSeq and is a predicted model, not a curated record. The transcript is spliced from 17 exons. Bases 1 to 2514 code for a protein of 837 amino acids. NCBI's taxonomy places the organism in Eukaryota, Metazoa, Chordata, Aves, Passeriformes, Hirundinidae.
AUGCCUCUAUUCCCAAGGAAACUCGCUGACCUGUUUGAGUUGAAGACUUAUGUGCAGAACCCAGGCCUUGGGAAUGGAGGUCUCGGCUCCCGGCCUGCUCAGGGGGCCUUGGCCCGGGAGCCCCGGCAGAGGCAGCUGAGCAGCGCUGCCCCCAGGGCCGAUGCUGAGGAGGACAAGGUGAAGGCCGAGCAUGGCUCAGCCUCACCAAGAGGCUUCCCCUGGAGCCAGGCCAAGGAAAUGGGUCAUUCCACCUGUCCUGGUGUUACCAGAUAUGAAGACCUGAGGGAUGUCUUUGAAAAGGGGACGGAAAACCAGAAGGGUGAACAGCCAUCGGUCAAGAAGCCGGAGAAGAGGAACGAUGGCUCGAAGAAGCCCCAGGCCGCAUUGUCUUCUAGUAAACGGGUGAAGUCUACCUCUGACGGACACCUCCUUCAGCGUGCAAAAGCCCAGGUGACGUUACCUCCAGCUGUGGAAGAAACGGAGCCGCUCCAGAAGCUUUACCAUCUCCUGGAAGCCAAGGGGUUUCAGACACGGAUGGAAGGAGUGGCUCUCUUCCUAGACCUGUGCAAAACCAGCCCCCAGCUCAUCUCCGCUAACAUAGUCCGAAUCCAUGCUGCGCUGUACAAGUUGGCUCAAGAGAAACUAGACCAGAAGUACGUAGAGCGUUGCGAGGAGGAGAUCAAGAAAAGGAGCCCAGAGAAAACGUCCUUGCAGCUGCCUCCUCAGACAGCUGACCCUGGACAUGCAGCUGAAGAAAGCUUUAGCCUACCACCUGUCAAUGGCACAGCUUCCGGUGUGCAGAGAAAACAUCCUGGUAGCGCCCUGAAGGAGAAGGUCUUGAGGAAGCGGGACAAUGUGCCCUUACUGUCCAAUACGCCCAUCAUCCAUGGGGACGGCAACUUCCCACACAAGCUGCCAUCAGUGACCUCGCAGACAGCCACGGGUGCCAAGCGCCCAGAGGAGCCGCUCCAUGGGCAUGGGCAGAAGGACACAGCCUCUUCUGAUCCACAGCAGUCCUUGCUCAAGGCACUCUCCCUGCUCAGAAGUGAUGACUGGGAGCUGAAGGAGAAGGGACUCUUCAGCAUCAAACACCUGGCUGGGUCCCAUUCGGAAGUCCUGUUUUGUAGACUUCGUGACAUUUGCCGGGCAGUUACCAGCGAGGUGACCAACCUCCGCUCAAAGGUAUCCUACUCUGCUAUCGUAGCUCUGGGAGAGCUCUUUGCGACCUUCAAGAAGGACAUGGACUCUGAGGUGGAUGGGGUUGCUCGGGUCCUUCUCCAGACGGUGUGGAACUCCCCGGAGUUUGUUCAGGAAGCAGCCACUCAGACCCUGGGGAUGAUGGUGGCCAAUGUGACUCCUGCACGAGCAAUGACUGCUCUCAUGGACAGUGGACUGCAGAGUCGCCACGUCCAGGUGCGGAAGUGUGCGGCUGAACUCCUCCUGUCCUUGAUGGAGAAAAUCGGAGUCACAGAGCUCGCAAGCACACCCAUGGCUGAGAGGCUGGUGCACAGGGCAGGGAAGCUUGCUCAGGACUGUGACAAGGACACAAGGCAUUACGCACAGGAGAUGGUGAAGAUGUUGCUGAAUCAUGAAAAACUUAAAAGGCUUUUGGAACAAUCCGUUUCCACCCGAGACCUGGAAGAUAUUAUGACAAGAAUUAAGAAGAAAGGGACGGAAAACCAGAAGGGUGAACAGCCAUCGGUCAAGAAGCCGGAGAAGAGGAACGAUGGCUCGAAGAAGCCCCAGGCCGCAUUGUCUUCUAGUAAACGGGUGAAGUCUACCUCUGACGGACACCUCCUUCAGCGUGCAAAAGCCCAGGUGACGUUACCUCCAGCUGUGGAAGAAACGGAGCCGCUCCAGAAGCUUUACCAUCUCCUGGAAGCCAAGGGGUUUCAGACACGGAUGGAAGGAGUGGCUCUCUUCCUAGACCUGUGCAAAACCAGCCCCCAGCUCAUCUCCGCUAACAUAGUCCGAAUUUUUGAUUAUUUUGUACUGAGAAUUGCUGACAGCCAUAAGAAAGUCAAGCAGAAGGCGUUGGAUGUGCUUGCAGAAAUCAUAGGCAUCCUGGAAGAUGCCCUGAACCCAGUGAUCAUUGGUUUGGUGGAAGGAAUAAUAAAGAACCUAAACUCAAAGGAUCCCGGGGUUCACACCGCAGCUGUGAAAGCACUGGAAGAAUCCAUUGCUCAUUUAGAUAAAGUAGCACUGAUGAAAGAGUUCAGCCACCGAUGGAGUAAGCUGAGUGGCCAAGCUCUGCUGGAUGUCACGGAGCGUAUCACAGUGCUUGUGGAAUGGGUUUAUCCCAGGAGCCCUGAAGUCAUCCAGCACUACGUCCUGCCCGUGCUCUGGUCCUCCCUGGAGAACAAGGCGCUGCCUGUGCGAAGCACCAAUGUCCGCACUGUGGUCACCAAGCUUGCCUCUGCCCUCUACAAGGUGAUGGGCACCAAGCUGAAGAAGCGUGCUGCCAGCCAGCCUCCACAUGUGCGGGAAAACCUGUCCAGCAUUUUGGGCUGGUGAAGGCUUCAUAUUCUGCAGAAAGCUGAGAAAGUGCUGAGUUGGACACCUCCAGAUUUCACUUUCUAGCUGUGCCCAAAGUGCCAAAAUACUAUGGAAGGGCGUGCCUCUGGCCCCACUCUCUCCACUGCCCUUCCUAGUCGUGGCAUGGGGGAUCUGAAGCAACUUCUGAUCGAGGACAAGGUGAAGGCCGAGCAUGGCUCAGCCUCACCAAGAGACCUGACUGGCUCCACUCUUACCAAGAAGUUUUCUCUGCGC